Molecule: messenger RNA, 981 nt
Organism: Lactuca sativa (garden lettuce)
Lineage: Eukaryota; Viridiplantae; Streptophyta; Magnoliopsida; Asterales; Asteraceae
Source: RefSeq, a predicted model, not a curated record
AUGCCCCCGAAGUGCAAGGAUCCCAGUGUUUUUACUGUGCCUUGCAAAUUGGGGAAUCUUCAUGUACCCCGAGCCAAGCUCGAUCUAGGUGCAUCCGUAAAUGUCCUACCAUAUUCUCUUUUCAAAUCAAUUGGUGUAGGAACAUUGAGCAAAACUGGUGUGAUCAUCCAACUUGCCGACCGGUAUUUGGUACACCCAAAGGGUGUACUAGAGGAUGUGUUAGUGCAAGUCGAUGAAUUUAUCUUCCCGGCUGAUUUUUAUGUCUUAGAUAUGGGAGAUGAUGACUCUCCAAGUUCAAGUUCCAUACUUUUAGGUAGACCUUUUCUUAAAACUUCCAAAACAAAAAUUGAUGUCUACAAUGGAACUUUAAGUAUGGAAUUUGAUGGUCAAGUUAUCAACUUCAAUGUUCAUGAAGCACAAAAGGUUCCUUCCGAGGUUCAAUCCGUAAAUCUUGUGAAUUUGAUCGAGCCCUCAACUAAAAAGGGUUUAAGUUUGUAUACCAAUGAAUUUCUAGAGUUAGUUUUGCAGGGAAAACUUGACAGGGACAAAGCCAAAGAGCUUGCAAAGGAGGUCGAUAUGGACAAUGAGGUGUUGGAGAGUUUGGAGUUUAUUGAUGACAAGAAGCAUGUGAGGAGUGAUGAUAUAAAACUCAAGCCAUCCACCAAAGUCAAAAUCCUUCCACCGGUGGAACAAGCACUAGAUCCGGGAGCAAAAACUCCACCGGACCCUUUAAAGCUAAUACAUGUCGAGAAGGAGAGCACUCAACUGGUCAUUAACUCAAAUAAACUAUCGAAGAAAGAAGAGAGUGAGUUGAUAACCAUGCUGAACAAAUACCAAAAAAGGAUUGAGUGGACAAUCUCUGAUAUUAAAGAGUUAAUUUAUUUUUGGUUUAUGCGCAAAAAGAAAGACAAAGGAAGGUUGAAGGUUCCGUUGAAGGAGGUGGCAAGAAGAUUGAUGUGUUGGAGAGGCCCACAUACUUAG